This is a messenger RNA of Endocarpon pusillum Z07020, 5538 nucleotides long. RefSeq lists its product as uncharacterized. NCBI's taxonomy places the organism in Eukaryota, Fungi, Ascomycota, Eurotiomycetes, Verrucariales, Verrucariaceae. The record is from RefSeq and is a predicted model, not a curated record. The transcript has 6 exons. The coding region runs from base 1 to 5538 and encodes 1845 amino acids.
AUGGACCAGCUAAACUGGGGCAAACACCUCACAGGCGCCCUAGCCACCCUGGUAAUUACGAUUUGCUGCUACGCACUCUUCUGGCGCCCACCAAAAAGAACGGUAUCGACACCCAAACGAUUUUUGACGCUGCGUAUCGACGAGGUUCCGAUCGAUAAGUCGCGUGAAGCCCUUGAACACGACCUGAAGUCUGUUGUCGAACGGGAUCCAGGUUUGAAGGAGGACUCAAUCACCAUAAUGCAACACUCCCUCGUUCGAAGAGACCAGAAGAUGGCCUGUGCAACAGCCACUUUCCGUACUUCAAUCCCAGCGAACGAGGUGAUCAGAAAGCUACACCAAGCGCGGAGUAGUCUCCCAUACCGUUUCGAUGUCAAAUUCCAUGGUAUCACGCCGCUCUAUGAAGGUCGCGGGGGUACAGAUGUCGACGUGAUUGCCGUCCCCGGCCUUGGAAGUCACGCUAUCGGUUCCUGGAAGUCAUCCAGCAGCAAUGACCUUUGGCUUCGAGACUACCUCCCCGAUGACGUGCCCAACAUUCGAGUGCUACUAUAUGGCUACGAUACCUCACUUCAAGGUAGUGACUCCAGAGAUUCAAUUGAGGACCUAGGAAGCCGCUUUCUGGAGUCAAUUAAGGCUUUUCGUGCGGGCACUGCAGAUCGCCGUCCUAUCAUACUCAUCGGCCACAGCCUAGGAGGUUUGCUGAUCAAGGAGGCGCUAGUUCUUGCGCGCAAUAGAUCCGACGACCCGCAAAACCUCGAUCUCUGCAGAGCUUGCUACGGAUUGCUUCUCUUCGGUGUCCCAAAUCUUGGAUUGCGGAACGAACAGUUGAACAGCAUCGUACAAGGCCAGCCGAACCAUGUGCUGAUACGGGAUCUCGUAGUUGACGACGAUUCCGAACCCUCUCCGUUCUUGAAGAGAAUCUCUGACCAAUUCUCCAAGUGUUGUAAGGGUCAGUACCAAGUAAUAUCGUUCUUCGAGCGAAAACGCAGUCCAACCAUACAAAUCCAACGGGAUGGAACCCUGACCAAAACAGGUCCAAGGACGUUUAUGGUCACGCAGAAGUCCGCGACAAGCACGGGCCUGACUGCGCCAGCUGAUGAAAAUAACAUUCCUCUCAACAUGGACCACUCGGGACUGGUAAAAUACGAAAGCAGGAGCCAAGAUGAAUAUAGCAUCGUGAAGGGGAAACUCAAAACACUUGUCGCUGAGGCAAAACGGGAGGUCGGCAGACGGUUUGCAAAGAAUAACUUGACGCCAGAACAGGAGCGUUUGUGGAGUAAUUUCAAUAUGCCACCUUACACGUGGUUCAGGACAUCCACACUUGCUAAACCGGAGAAAGGAACUCUAGAGUGGCUGGUUCAAGAAAAAGCUGUCGAACAUAAUCCUGAAGUUGGGAACGAGAGCCCGCCUCAACGAAGUCUGUGCAUGGAGGACUUCAUCUCAUGGCGGGACUCAAGCAAGUCAGAAAGUCUUCUGGUGACUGCUCCGCCUGGUCGCGGCAAAUCAGUACUGUCAAAUUUCGUCUUGGGACACCUCGAGAGCGAAAUAUUGCAGAAACCGUUGCCUGCCCGUAAGGUUAUCUACUAUUUCUGCAACAUCUGGAACGACGAGGCUUCACGUAACGCGAACUCUGUACUCCGAGCACUCAUUAUUCAGCUCUGUGAGCAUCAGCUGCGCCUAUUUCGAAUCCUUCACUCGGAGUGCGAAGACCGAGAUCGCUUCUUCUCAGCACCAUUCUACUCAUUAUGGCAUAUAUUCGAGAGUAUGCUGCGAGAUGACACGUACACUCGGAUUUAUUGUGUCAUCGACGGCCUUGAUGUUUACCAAGAGGGAAUGGAUGAACUCAUCCCUAAAUUAACCGAGGAAUUCAGCCGCAGAGCCGAAGCAGGAAGUCCACUCCUGAAAUUGCUCUGCACGUCCAGACCACAAAAGGUCAUAUUGGACUUGUGGGAACAGUCAAUGCACAGGAUUCUUCGCUGCAAUGCCCAUGACCUCGACGUCUUUAUUAACUCUCGGGUCUCGUCUUUGGGAAAGAGCUUCAGAGAUGAUAUGAGACAAAGUAUUACAGACCAACUGCUCAUGCAGGCUGACAAUACGUUCCUCUGGCUUCAUGUGGUCAUCAGGAAAAUUAAAUCAAUAGACGUGCCUACUCCUAGGAAGAUCGAAGAAACAAUCAAAAAUAGCCCUCAAGAUCUGUAUGAUUUAUACCAUCGCCUAGUACACGGCAUAAUUCAGAGAGAUCGAGACAACGCUCGUCUCCUGGCGUGGGUAGUUUACGCACGGCACCCUCUGGACCUCAAAGAACUGGAAGACGCCAUGGCCAUCAAACUGACAGAGAAGUACACGAGCUACGAGCAAUGUCUCAAGGAUAGGCCAUGUCUGGUAUCAGAUGAGGUCCACAAAGUAUUUGGCACUUUGUUAGACAUCAAUAAAGGCAGGGUAUACCUCAUCCAUCAGUCCGUCAAAGACUAUUUCCAGCGUGAGGAUCCUCUUCAAAACUACAUUGGCGUUAAACCUCGACUGUUUCUGGCACAUAUCUCUAUGACAUACCUGUCUCUCGAAGAGUUUGGAUGUCCCUCGUGGGAUGUGAAUGAGCUCCUACAAGAAUAUCCACUGCUUCGAUAUGCCGCUAGCUACUGGUUUUCCCAUAUUGAGACAGCGGCCGACAUCAACUGCUACCCUCCUCUUCAGGACUUUCUCAAUGACAUCAUUCCUCCUAAUAGUCCUAAGGCAAAACUUUGGAUGAGAAUACACCGGGGCGUGGAUUUUAGGAACCCCUCUGAGGUUUUUGAAUCGCCUUCUCGGAUCAGUGAAGUGGCGAUUUCUUUCGACAUUGGAUGGCUCGUGGAGUUACUAUUGAAUAAAGAGAGAUGUGGCGUUAGUGGUAACUUCGAAAGAAAUUGUUUAUUAAAAGCCGCACGCCAAAAAGGAGCUGUGCUUAAAGUCAUGCUGAAACAUGAAAAAGGCAUGAAAUUAGCAGUAACAGGUGCUGUGGUUGAAGCCAUUGCAGCAAGUCACCAUCAUAGUAUGAUGACACUCCUUCUUGACCGACGAGGAGCAGACGUCCAGAUCAAUGAAGAGGUGGUGAAGGCAGCUGCGGGGAACUCCGGAAGUGGUAGAGAAGUGAUGACACUCCUUCUUGACCGGCGAGGAGCAGACGUCCAGAUCAGUGAAGAGGUGGUGAAGGCAGCUUCAGGGAACUACGAGAGUGGUAAGGAAGUGAUGACACUCCUUCUUGACCGACGAGGAGCAGAUGUCCACAUCACUGAAGAGGUGGUCAAGGCCGCUGCAGGGAACUCCGGGGAUGGUAAGGAAGUGAUGAGAGUCCUUCUUGACCGACGAGAAGCAGACGUUCAGAUCACUGAAGAGGUCGUCAAGGCCGCUGCAUGGAACAACUGGAGUGGUAAGGAAGUGACGACGCUCCUGCUUAACCGACGAGGAGCAGAUGUCCACAUCACUGAAGAGGUGGUCAAGGCCGCUGCAGGGAACUCCGGGGAUGGUAAGGAAGUGAUGAGAGUCCUUCUUGACCGACGAGAAGCAGACGUUCAGAUCACUGAAGAGGUCGUCAAGGCCGCUGCAUGGAACAACUGGAGUGGUAAGGAAGUGACGACGCUCCUGCUUAACCGACGAGGAGCAGAUGUCCAGAUCACUGAAGAGCUACUAUCAGCGAUAGCACAACACUUUGAUGAGGAAGUGAUGACUCUCCUGCUAGACCGACGAGGAGCAGAUGUCCACAUCAGUGAAGAGGUGGUCAAGGCCGCUGCAAAGAACUCCUGGACUGGGGUGGAAGUGAUGGCACUCCUUCUUGACCUACGAGGAGCAGAUAUCCACAUCACUGAAGAGGUAGUCAAGGCCGCUGCAGGGAACGACUGGAGUGGUAAUGAAGUGAUGACACUCCUUCUUGACCGACGAGGAGCAGAUGUCCAGAUCAGUGAAGAGCUACUAUCAACGAUAGCACAAGGCUUUGAUGAGGAAGUGAUGACGCUCCUUCUUGACCGACGGGGAGCAGAUAUCCACGUCACUGAAGAGGUAGUCAAGGCCGCUGCGGGGAACUACCGGAGUGGUAAGGAAGUGAUGAGAGUCCUUCUUGACCAACGAGGAGCAGAUGUCCAGAUCACUGAAGAGCUACUAUCAACUACAGCAGAACACUUUGAUAAGGAAGUGAUGGCACUACUACUUGACCGACAAGGAGCAGAUAUCCACGUCACUGAAGAGGUAGUCAAGGCCGCUGCGGGGAACUACCGGAGUGGUAAGGAAGUGAUGAGAGUCCUUCUUGACCAACGAGGAGCAGAUGUCCAGAUCACUGAAGAGCUACUAUCAACUACAGCAGAACACUUUGAUAAGGAAGUGAUGGCACUACUACUUGACCGACAAGGAGCAGAUAUCCACAUCACUGAAGAGGUUGUCAAGGCCGCUGCAAAGAACUCCUGGACUGGGGUGGAAGUGAUGGCACUCCUACUUGACCGACAAGGAGUAGAUAUCCACAUCACUGAAGAGGUUGUCAAGGCCGCUGCAAAGAACUCCUGGCCUGGGGUAGAAGUGAUGAGAGUCCUCUUUGACCUACGACGAGCAGACGUCCGCAUCACCGAAGAGGUUGUCAAGGCCGCUGCAAAGAACUCCUGGCCUGGGGUAGAAGUGAUGAGAGUCCUCUUUGACCUACGACGAGCAGACGUCCGCAUCACCGAAGAGGUUGUCAAGGCCGCUGCAAAGAACUCCUGGCCUGGGGUAGAAGUGAUGAGAGUCCUUCUUGACCGACGAGGAGCAGAUGUCCACAUCAGUGAAGAGGUCGUCAAGGCCGCUGCAGAGAACUACCGGAGUGGUAAGGAAGUGAUGACGCUCCUUCUUGACCGACGAGGAGCAGAUGUCCACAUCAGUGAAGAGGUCGUCAAGGCCGCUGCAGAGAACUACCGGAGUGGUAAGGAAGUGAUGACGCUCCUUCUUGACCGACGAGGAGCAGAUGUCCACAUCAGUGAAGAGGUCGUCAAGGCCGCUGCAGAGAACUACCGGAGUGGUAAGGAAGUGAUGACGCUCCUUCUUGACCGACGAGGCGCAGAUGUCCAGAUCACUGAAGAGCUACUAUCAACAACAGCAGAACACUUUGAUAAGGAAGUGAUAGCACUCCUGCUUGACCGACGAGGAGCAGAUGUCCACAUCAGUGAAGAGGUCGUCAAGGCCGCUGCAGAGAACUACCGGAGUGGUAAGGAAGUGAUGACGCUCCUUCUUGACCGACGAGGAGCAGAUGUCCACAUCAGUGAAGAGGUCGUCAAGGCCGCUGCAGAGAACUACCGGAGUGGUAAGGAAGUGAUGACGCUCCUUCUUGACCGACGAGGCGCAGAUGUCCAGAUCACUGAAGAGCUACUAUCAACAACAGCAGAACACUUUGAUAAGGAAGUGAUAGCACUCCUGCUUGACCGACGAGGAGCAGAUAUCCACAUCACUGAAGAGGUGGUCAAGGCAGCCGCAGGGAACUCCGAAAGUGGUGAGCAAGUGAUGAAAAUCUUUCUUAACCGACGAGGAGCGGAUGUCCAGAUCAGUCAGUAG